AUGGCGUCGUUUGGGGGGUCCCUUUUGAUCCACAUUGCUAUACUCUUUCGCAUUGUUUUGCUCUUUAGUCUCAAGAACCUCUCAUUGGCCGACGACCCAUCUGCCAACUUCGACUUAGAGCUCUCUUACAUCACUGCUUCUCCUCUUGGUGUUCCCCAACAGGUCAUAGCAGUUAAUGGGCAGUUUCCAGGACCUACUAUUAAUGUUACUACUAAUGACAAUGUCGUGGCCGGAAUCCAAAUGCGUCGCGCUUCUUGGCAAGAUGGUGUGCUUGGCACGAAUUGUCCAAUCCCUCCAAAUUGGAAUUGGACGUAUCAGUUUCAGGUUAAGGAUCAGAUUGGUAGCUUCUUUUACUUUCCAUCACUGAACUUUCAGAGAGCAGCUGGUGGCUUUGGUUCUUUCAUCAUCACAAAUCGUGACAUCAUCCCGCUGCCCUUCAACAUGCCUGAUGGGGAUAUAGUCAUCAUAAUUGGUGACUGGUAUACUCGAAACCAUAUGGCACUGAGGACGUCCCUCGAUGCUGGACAAGACCUUGGUAUGCCAGAUGGAGUUCUCAUUAAUGGGAAGGGUCCUUACAGAUACAACACGACGCUCGUCUCAGAUGGCAUUGAUUAUGAAACAAUUAAUGUUGAUCCAG
This is a messenger RNA of Ilex paraguariensis (yerba mate), 637 nucleotides long. NCBI's taxonomy places the organism in Eukaryota, Viridiplantae, Streptophyta, Magnoliopsida, Aquifoliales, Aquifoliaceae. The record is from the annotation of a GenBank genome assembly.